AUGCACAUUAUGAGUACAGAAGCCGCGAGCCUGGAUAACCUCCAGGUUGUGUCUCAGAGUGAUGACUACAUUGUGGUGGACAAGCACUGGGACAUCCGCAUAGACAGUAAAAUGUGGUAUGAGAAAUUGACCGUGCAGGCACAACUAAGACAGCAUUUCCCUGAGCUGGCUGAUCCUAACACCUACUAUGGAUUUAGAUUCUGUCAUCAAUUGGACUUCUCCACCAGUGGGGCUCUAUGUGUGGCCCUGAAUAAGGCUGCUGCUGGCCAGGCCUACCGCUGCUUUAAGGAUCGAACCGUUACAAAACUCUAUAUAGCUCUGUUGCGUGGUUGGGUUCAGGGGGAAGUGCAAACGUUGGACUUUUCUAUUGGCAAAAAUUCUUCUGAGGGCAAAACUCAUAUGAUGUGUAUUGAAGGAACAGAAGGAUGUGAAAACCCAAAGCCCUGCCUAACUGAACUGACAGUAUUACAGUUUGGAUUGUAUGAUGGAGAGCCUGUCACCAAAGUGCUACUAAAACCUCUGACAGGUCGUACCCACCAGCUGAGAGUCCACUGCAGUGCCAUAGCACAUCCUAUAGUUGGUGACUUUACCUACAGCCUUGGAACAGAUGAUGCUCCGUACCGCAUGAUGCUGCAUGCCUAUCUCCUGCGCAUUCCCCUGGAACCUCAGCCGCUGCUUGUAAUUACUGAAGACCCAUUUACCCCCACGGUGGACACUAAGUGGCACCCAGAGCGGUCUGUAAGAGCUCUUGAGGACACUGUUGCAGCAGUGCUGGAGUGCAAACUAGAAGAGGAAAGAAAGCAGAAAGAUGAAAAGCGGCAUGACUUGGAAGAAAAGUACAGAAAGUGUACUAUGAGAAAGCAAAAGGAGGAAGAGGUUAGGGAACAGACACAUCAGUGUCAGGAGUGGCUUAGUGAGUGGGGUGGAGAUGUUUGA
Messenger RNA from Knipowitschia caucasica, 936 nucleotides. The record is from the annotation of a GenBank genome assembly. NCBI's taxonomy places the organism in Eukaryota, Metazoa, Chordata, Actinopteri, Gobiiformes, Gobiidae.